AUUAAAAGCCAAAGAAUCAUGCCUGCAACCAUCUCUCCGAGGAUGCUCAUAAUUUUGCUAGGCUUGAUGGACUUUGCCGGUGACGAUGACGGUGAUGAAAUGGAGCGCAGCGCUCUGCUUGACUUUUCUCUUGCUGGCGGCCGUUUUCUUUGAGAGCAGCAGCGGCAAAGGAGGGCGGGGCGGAGCGCGUGGAUCGGCGCGUGGAAGUGCGCGGGGCACCACGCGGCGGGCCAAAUCCUCGCCCCGCUACAGCUCGUCCGGGACGGCGCUGCGGGUGGCGGCGGCCGCAGCUGGGGGGGCGGCGGCGGGGGCGGCGGCGGCCGUGGCUGCCGGCAGGAUGCGGUCAGCGGGGAAGGGCGACCCGGACGACAUGGCGGCGCCGUCCGGCAACGGCACGGAUGGAGGCAGCUACAACUACCGGGCGUGGACGUCGGGGGCCCAGCCCAGGCGCUUCGUCUGGCUGCCUGUGUGCCUGCUGUGCGUGGCCCAGUUCUUCUCCCUCUGAGAAGGCCCCCAGCUCCAACGGGCCGGGGGCCAUCCGCCCGAGACGGGUCUUUCUCCCCCCACCGUGCUCUUCCCUGAGGUCCUGCUGGAGCGUGGGUGGGGAAAGCGGCCCUUCAGAUGGUGGACUCCAGUUCUCAGCAGCUUCAUCCAGUACGGCCGGUGGCCGGAGAUGAUGGGGGGUGUAGUCCAGCGACAUCUGGAGGGCCAUACAUUCCCCACACAGGUUGGAAUUUGGUCUGAGAUGCCCCUUUCCCUGGCUUGAGUGCAAUCACUGAGCCUUCCUACAUAAAUCCUGGAAUUGCAGCAGUGUGCUAAGAAUCAGGGUAUCUGGAUUUUGUCUUGGGUGCUGUCAGGUAUCAGACCAGAGCACCCCGUCCCUCUUCUGGUGCCCAGUCUCUCCGAAGCACUGGAGAGCAACAUGUGCCUGCAGUAGCCUUAUGCCAUGGAAGUUGGGUCUGAAGAUCGGCGCAACGUUCAAAGCCAUGCUAGCUGCUGUCGUCACCCGAGCUUAUCUAGAUUCCUGCAUGCCGAACAGCCCCUGUGGUGCUCAAAUCCAUUUCCUCCCAUCUCAGGCAGAAUUUUUGUCAGUAUUCUAGCCUGAGAUCAUAAGGAUGGUGCAGUAUUGUGAAGGAAGAAGAAAGGUGUAUUGUCACCCAAUACCUUGGUGGGACUCCACCCUCAUGCUAACAGCUGCCAUGGUUACAGAUUCAUUCUGUUCCUCCCAGUUAUAUGGUCCCUCAGAGCAAGCGGGUUCUUCCCCUUGCAAAGAAAUGGUCGAUUUCUUUCUUGCACAUUUCCAUCACUAUUAGAGGGGAGAGUUGAGCUGCAAAGUCUUGAGCAGAAUGGCUAGAGGUAGAGGAUGCUGCUCGAAAGAAAAGGGGGGAACAGAAAAUAGCAAACGGUGCACCUGACAACUUCAGGUGUAUGCAAACCACCUACCACAUGCACACUACGAUGUUUACAGUUCUGUGAGGAGGAGCGACAAGUGCCUCGUGCUUCCUGGCUGUAGUGACACUUUGCCAGGUGUACAAGUGCUCCUGACAGGAGCUUGCACACUACAAAAAUGUGACAGACGCAUUGUUCAUUCAGCAGAGGUCGUGAAGGCUGCUUGUUAACCUUACACUGAAAAGGAAGCGGGCUUAGAGAACUUGGUGCUUAUGAAGGUCCAGCGUUAAUCUGGUGCAGCUAUCCAUGCAAAGCCAAAACUCAGGAAGCAUCUGAUAAAAAGUCAGACUUCAGUGCAUGGUAUUCAGUGAAAUGGCUCUCGCACUGGGAACGCUGAAAGCGGUUUCUGGCUAAGUAAGGUUAGGCCGAGGUUUCUGGCUAAUUAACGUUAGACUGGCAGAGGUUUCUAGCCAAGUAACUUCAGUCUAAGUAACACUACCCAGUGCUCCAUUUCAAUACAAAAGGCAGCUUUGCAUGCUCAGAGCAUCGCACUCAAAAGCAGCUAUUUCUCCCAUUGGUGGUGCAGCAUGAAUCCAGUAGCAUUUUAGGUUCGAUGCUAAUCAAUUAGUAUCUUCCGACCUUACCACAAGCUUACUAAUUUAAAGCCAGACACUUUUCCACAGAAGUGUAUUAAGGAUUGAGGCCUCACAGUCCCACCGCAGGGACCCACCUGAGCUGCAGCAGAAUAGGGGUGGCAGGUCGAGUGGAAGCUGGCCCUGCCCUGCCCUGCCCAAGCAGCACGUUCUCCACCACAGCCUCACUUGCCGGUGCUUGGCAGACACGCCAGCUCUUGCACCGAGUCGCCUUGCGCCGAUCAGACCAACUUGGCCGCCUUCGGAUUUUGGCCGAGGCAGCUAGCCCAAGGGGUGUGCAUGCAUAGCCAGAUUUGUCGGACGCGUCCACUCCGCUCAGAUGUGCUGUACCAAUUUGGGUGGCUAUUUUGUCCAAGAGUAUCUUUUACAGUAACUUUGUAAGUUGUGAAAUGUGAACACUUGAUUUUAUUACAUUCCGUGAGAACCCUGUGGAACGCCGAGUAACAGGCCAGUGUACUUCUAACGGGGGUUACGGUUGCUUUAUUUCCAUGUGAGAGGCAUGAUUACAAAAUUACCUCUUCUGUACUCACAGGUCCAUCUCUCCUGGACAAAACUUGGGGGAAGUGGGAGGCCUUUGAUGUUUUUUGAUGUUGUAUUUAUAAUUGUCUUUUCUUGAGUGUGAAGCAGAAAUAAUUUUGAAAACUCCAUAGGACUUUUGAGAUCUAAUAGACAUUUUAAUACCAACAGAACUUGCCGAACAAUUGGUUGUAUUCAAUGACAGUCCUACAGUCGGUUGUAACCAAUGAGUAGGCCCAUUGAAAUGAAUGGGAUUUUUUAGACUAGCAUUGGAUACAACCUUAUGCAAUCUCCGGCUAUGCUUGCCAAACAAAAUAUACUGUGAACACUUGCAUAAUUUAUCCUGAACACUGGGGUGUUGAGAUUCACUUUUUACUCUAGAUAGGACUCCGAUUCACCUUGGACUGUUUGCUCAACCUCCCACUUCACCUCAGAUUGGGAAAAGCUGACACUUGAGAUUUUUCUGGAUGGACAAUCAGGGAAAUCAGCUAAAUGUGGGAACUCUCUGAUCUGCCAGGUUCAAGUGGCACUUCAACCGGGGAAGCCCUUGACACUGGCCCGCGGAAGAUCAACAGGGGCACAGAGGCCGCUGUUUUUCCUCCCAGCAGUUGCCUGGGGGCCGUAUGAGCUUCCCUCCCAGCUCGUUUCAUCUUGAGGAAAGGAAUGCUACUUCAUUAAUCUUUGAAAGCCUGCGCUGACCCAGAGCUCUUGCACACCAGAGCUGUGUUCUCAAAGGGGCACACUAGUGCCUUUCAUUUAAGGCUAGCUGAGAAAGGAAAAAGGCUCUGUUGCGAGUUCAUUGCUUCGAAGAACGCCACCUAGUGAGCGGGCAACUCCAAACACGGAGUCUCGCGGGGUCUGCAUACGCCCCCCCCCCGUUCCCUUCAUGAAACAGGACCUCACACGGCCAGGCUACAUGUUACUCACGCUGUGAGGCGAGCAUGGGGCAAUGGGGGACUGGAUGGCAUCCCCCUCCCGCAGAAUGCCUGUAGCACAACUGUUUUUUGACCCUGCAGCAUUAACAUGGGAGAGCCUGAGGAAUUUUUGUUGGGCACUUCUGGGAAGAGCAGAAGGGCUGGGAGGAAAGAGGUGGAGAACACCGCAGGAAAAGAGGCCGUUUCAGAAGCACCGGGGAGGCCAGAUGGUGCAGGAGAGAAUGGCAGCCAAAUGCUCUCACAUGCCACUCAUCCAUGCAGCUAAGGCUGGAACGAGUCUGGCCGAGACCCUCAUGCUCACGCACCCUGUGACUGGGUGGCAGCACCCUCCUGGGGACUCUGCAAUUAUUUUUUAAAAAGCUCGGAUCUUUACAUUUAUUCUUUUGAAUCCUUGUGUUGAGAGUGAAAGGAGAUGCAAGUGGCUCCCUCGACCUUGUGCAGUUCUCCAGCCCCGGUUUAAAAACCCUAAAUGGCACAGCUGCCCGGGAGGAGAAGCAGGGGCAGGGGAUGGGCCCCCUGGAGGAAUUCAGCAAUAGCCCCUGGGACAGGCAGGGAGGAAACGGGCAUUUCAUCAGCCCUGCCGAAAAGAACAUUUCCCCCUUCUUCCUAUCUCUUUUCCUUCGCAUGUUGUUUAUUUUUAGAUUGUAAGCCUGCAGGCAGGGUAUUGUCUUGUUUUAUUGACUGCAUGUUAGUUGUUCCAGAACACUUUUUGGCUGAAGAGUGGGAUAGAAAUACUUUAAAUAUAUAAUUGUUCCUAUUGCUUCCUUUCCCCUCUUCCCUUUAUUAAAUAAAUUCUUGUCAGCAAGUA
Messenger RNA from Varanus komodoensis (Komodo dragon), 4301 nucleotides. RefSeq names its product shadow of prion protein (gene SPRN). The transcript is spliced from 2 exons. Gene Ontology annotation, biological process: protein import into nucleus. The record is from RefSeq and is a predicted model, not a curated record. Gene Ontology annotation, cellular component: nucleus; membrane. Bases 86 to 505 code for a protein of 139 amino acids. Gene Ontology annotation, molecular function: nucleic acid binding. Lineage: Eukaryota; Metazoa; Chordata; Lepidosauria; Squamata; Varanidae.